UAGAGGGCGGAAGCGCAGUCUGUGCAGGAUGAGGUUUUGGGUUGUGUUCGCCUUGCUGAGCGUCGCAGCGGCGGGCUCCGGGCAGUCCCCUUCUAAGCUAGUCACCCCAACACACGCUCCGGUGACAGGUCCGGCUUCUACAAGAGACUCCAGGCAGUUCAUCUUGACCCCGCAGCCUGAGCAAGAACACAGUGACAGACCCUCUCUGAGUCAGAGUACCACGAAAGCCGUCCCCGGCAGUUCGAAACCCGAGCGGCACACCGUGAAAGCCGUCACUGGCAAUUCGGAAUACGAGCUGCACCACAAGAAUGACAGCCUUGGCAAUUCCUCUAGAGACCCGUCCACCAAGUCGGUCUCCAGCCCAUCUUCUGAUAACAAGGAGCCAACCAAUCCUGAUUUAAACACACGAGCUGACAAAGCUCUGCAGGCUUCCAGAACUGAAUCUGGGGAAAAAGGAUUGCUAGAGUCUGACCCCUCUUCUACCCAGCAGGAGGGAGAAGGUAAGUCUUUAGAACCACCUGAAGAUGAGGAGCCCAAGGAGACUGAAGAAGGGGAUACAGAGCCUGAAGAGGGUGCACCACCCAAAGACGAGAAAGAAAUGCCUGGCCCCGCCUCCAGUGAGAACCGUGAAAGCACAGUUUUGAAUACCUGGAGUAGGGAGAAGGAUGACCUUUAUAAGGAUAAUCUUGGAAGUUCCAGUGCAGAGAGCAGCCACUUCUUUGCAUAUCUGGUGACAGCAGCCAUUCUCGUUGCUGUCCUCUAUAUUGCCUACCACAAUAAGCGGAAGAUUAUCGCUUUCGUCCUGGAAGGAAAAAGAUCCAAAGUUACACGGCGGCCAAAGGCCAGUGACUACCAGCGUUUGGACCAAAAGAUUUGAUUUUUCUGUUCUUGAGAACCUUGUCCUCCCUGCUGAUUUGUUUCUAAAUCAAGAAAAAUGAAGAGAAAACUACUGUGACCUAAGGGACACACCCCCUCCUCUAGGGUUUGGUGGCAAGUCGGGGCUGGCAGAGGCAGAGGGGAUUGCUUUGGUUUUUGCACCUGCACUUUGGCGAACUUGCCCUCCUGUGUUCCCAUUAUUUAUGCUGGUGUCUUCCAGCCUGUCCCCCUCUGAGUGUGAGUAGGGAAGCAUGUGGGCGCGCCCCGCUGUGACCAAAGGGAGAUCUCAGCCCCGGGCAGGUGACUGCUGCUGACUGCCCUCCCUCGGGUCUUGGCCCUGUCGUAAAGUUAGCCCUUGAAAACAGCAUUGCACUCGCCACUACUUACCUUCGUGGACCUAGGAGAAAACUGCAGGUUGUGGUCCGUCUCUCCCAGGGCCUCUCCCUUUGGGGAGAUGUGCCCUACAAAAGAUGUCGAAGGUGGUGAGUGCCGAUGGGCAGAGGGCUCCUUUGAGCACGGUUCUCUUCAAAGGCUUCAGCAGCAAACCAAAACAGCAGCUGAAAAACAUGCUUUAUUGCCUGCGAGUCCAACCUGCCUAGUGCAAGCUCUUCACGUUCUUCUGACAUUUUCAUAUUACUUAAGACAAAGUGAAGCCACUUCCAUUUAGUUGUACUGAGCAGAAAACUGAACUUGGGGGUUCUGGGAGGAAAGCUGUAAAGCCACUGUGCCCAUCACAGAGGUUUUAAAAAGCACAGUUAUGGUUAUUGAAACAUUGUGUUCAUCCCUACUCACCAUCAUUACAGAAACAUUUUGAAGUAGGGUGAGUUCAUGCUUUGGGCAGGAAAGCAAGGACUGUUUGGUUUGGGUCUAAAAAUUUCGAAGGACUUUUAUGAAACAGGUCUCCCACAAACUCUAUUUUGCCUUUGUUGCCUAAAAUAGACAUAUUUACAAACUGCCUACACUCCCUCCUUUACUAAAUCUAGUUAAUGGUCCUCUUAUCUGAUAUAAAACGCCAAUGCUAAUUAGUAAAAAUUCUCCUUCUGUCCCAUGUCAGGGGUUAUGAAAAUUUAAGAAACUCAGGGGACUUCCCUGGUGGUCCAGUGGUUAAGACUCCACGCUCCCAAUGCAGGGGGCCUGGGUUCGAUCCCUGGUCGGGGAACUAGAUCCCGCAUGCUGCAACUCAGACCCAGUGCAGCCAAAUAAAUAAAUAAAUAUUAAAAAAAAAAAGAAAGAAAGAAACUCAGAGUUCCCCUGAGGUAACUGAGGGUAGUGUUGUGUAUCAGGUUAUUGUUUUAUUUAAAUCUGUUCUAGUUGUGCUACCCUAUUAUCAAGAGCCUAAAGAGACUUGUUUCUGGGAAAAAAACCCCAAAAAAACAAAAAAAAAAACCUGAAAGAGAAUAGCUGAUCUCAGGGAAAUGCAAAGAAUGUGGGAAGUGAGAGGAAUAGGAUGAAUUCUAGGCUAUCGAAGAAGUCUGGCGGAAGAAGGGGCCAUCCUGUUUGUCAUGGUAUCUUCCACCUCGCUUAAAACAGCCGGUGACUUUUGAGUUGAAAUUUUCAUUCUCUGCAGGUAACAUCUGUAGAGGUAAGGAAUGAGGACUCUUCUUGGCAUUAUCCCCUCAGACAUGGUUAUUUUAUUCCCUUUUCUGUCUCCCCUUUCCCUGCCUUUCUUCCUCCCCUCUAAUGUUUUCUCUUUCUUCCUGUCUCCACUAGCCCCUUUCCUUCCAUCUUCGUGCAUGCCCAAAUUCCCCUGCUCCCAUCCAUCCUAUUUGUGGUCCAUUCUGCUGUUCAGCAUCUCCAAAAAGUGUUGCUUCCAUUCCCUUGCCAUUCAUCUUCCUCAUAACCUUUACAAAGUCACUUCGGUCCUUGUCUUCCUGCUAAUAAUGUUUUCCCAGAGGUUCAGAUCACCAAAUCCAGUGGCUUGUUCUCAAAGCUUAGUCUUGUCCCUGAUAGAAUUGGACACUUAGACCGUCCAAAUCGAACUUCCCCUCUUUUGGUCUCUGUCCUGGCUUCUGAGAACUCCUUUGUCUUAUCCUGUGCUGGUGGAGGAGAAGGCCCUCAAAGACAGGUCUUUGUCUUUGUCUUUUCCUUUGUCUCCUUAGAAACUCAUCCAUUCUUUAUCCUCUGAGUGAGUGACUCCCAAGUUUUCAUCCGUGGCCUAGUUCCCAAAGAACCCAGUCCUGCCGUGUGCUGGAUAGUUCAGCUUGGUCAUCCUGUUGUCACUGAAACGGAGUUUCUCUCUUCUGCCCAUUAAGCUGCCCCUCUCAACUGCCCGAUCUCUUUAUUCAUCUCAACUCCAAACUGCAGACUUGUGCUGUUUUUAUGUCUUGUCACGAAAGUCCUAUCCAUUUUUAGAAAACCAUCUCCAGCUACAGUCUUCCCAUUUUCCUUGUUUCCCUGCCCCACACCGCCACCCAUUCCACUUCUCUCCUAGAUUUUUUUUUUUUCCCAAGAGCCACCUUAAUUGGUCUGCUGUCCGUGAUCUUUCCAGAGUGCUUGCCGUGAUCUGAAGCGUCUGUCUCGUGGCUUCGAGAAUCAAGUUCGUGGACCCUGGCGUUCAGGACUCCGCAGGCUGGCACUGUCCUGCCUGACUUCCCCUGCAUCCGCGCUGGGCCAAAGGCCCCUCUUGUCGGGCCCAUCCAGGCCUCUGUGCCGUUUCGUCCUUGCUGCGUCCUCCAGGCCCUGGCUUCUGGUGGCUGUUUCUCAGUUAGGGCGCGUCCCCCCCACCUUAUCUUCUUUCCCUUGCCUCCCCAAAACCUGUUUCUUCAGGGCCCAGCUCACGUUUGCCCAUGCACCUUCCUGACUCCCCCGGCCCACAUGAUUGACUCUUUCCAUUUUACUGUUAAUAGCUCCUGAUAAUGCCACUCACACAUUUUGGAACUUGAGCAAAACAGGACAGCCGGUAUCUGCCAUCUCUGUCUGGUCUCCCCAAGAAAAUGAAGCUCCUUCCAGGAGCACCCAGGGCACCAUCUGCAUAUCUGCCUAACACGGGACAGUCCCCGGGGACUUGAGUUCAGUUUCUUCUUGCAAAGGAAACAUGUUCUUUGUUCAGGACAUGUGGCUGUGACUUAACUGAGGUCUCUCACACGGCUCUUUCUGGCUACUGCUUGCUGCCCCUCAUUGAUGGAUAUUGCUAGUAAGGAGGAGAGCAGAAAGAAAGGUUGGUUUCAGGCACCAAGUGGACACAUAAGUAUUGUUGUAGAGUUCGCAUAGCUUCACUUUUUGAGCCUCUGAGAAGUAUAGUUUCUUGUGUGAAAGAGUACAAUAGAAUUUAAGUUUCACUUUAGAAAUUGCACUGAAAGAAAUCUCCCACAACAAAGGAAAAGUUGUUUUCUGGGUAGUUGUCUUUUUGAAGAUAGACUCUUUGAAGCAUGUUUUCCUAGAGAUUGUGCAGAUGAGGGUGAGCUGGUGGGGGAGGGGAGGAUCUCUCCAGCUGGUGGGGGCGCGGGGGGGCGGGCAUGAGAGGUGCCCUAUCCAGACGGCUCUGUGCUUCCUUUCCUGGCCCCAGCUUUUGGUCGCAGGGUGGUUUCUAUUUGGAGGAAUCUGUGCUUCAGAAUUAUUUGAAGAGUCCACCUCUGGACUCGGGGGGAGUGGAAGGCUCGUCUACCUAGAAAGGCUAAGAUAACUCAGAAAGACCUGACAACUAGCUAUGUACACACUGACAUUUCUUUUCACAUAAUGGCUUUCAAUGAAACUUUUGGUGACAGAACUCUAAACCUCUAAAAUUCCUGAUAAUGAUUCUCAUUUUCUUCUCCCAUUUCAUGUCAUUUAAUUCAAAAGCCUGCCCCUCAUUUUUGCAGGGUAACUUGUUAUGUAAUGCUGCACGUGUGAUGAAAGCUAGCACGCUUUGCACAUGUUCUGAAUCAUUUGAACAGGGAAGAGAGUAUGCCAUACACCAGACCCUGUACGCCAGCUGUUUUCUAAAAACUCUUGCUGGGACAGUUGCGUUUGGCAUUGCCUUGCUUAAGAAAGAAUCCUGGGAAGAGAUUCUCAAGUUUAAUUGAACCGUACAUCCAGAACCAAGGCUGAAUCUCACCUCAGUUUCUUAAGUCAUGUGUGAAUUUCCUAAAUAUCCCAAUCUAGAAACUCUGUAAAGGCAUUGGGUCUGAGCUGUAUAGUGUUUCAAGCUGCCAACAAAGUCAGCUUCCUUACACUUGUCGAUAUUCCUUUAAUUCAGAAGUCUAACAUGUUCAAUAAAUGGUUGAUUGUUGAAA
Molecule: messenger RNA, 5087 nt
Organism: Balaenoptera acutorostrata (minke whale)
Lineage: Eukaryota; Metazoa; Chordata; Mammalia; Artiodactyla; Balaenopteridae
Gene: TGOLN2
Product: trans-golgi network protein 2
Exons: 4
Coding region: 29-877 (282 amino acids)
Cellular component (GO): trans-Golgi network transport vesicle; endosome; trans-Golgi network
Source: RefSeq, a predicted model, not a curated record